Pezoporus flaviventris is the source of this 852-nucleotide messenger RNA. RefSeq names its product transmembrane protein 98 (gene TMEM98). Lineage: Eukaryota; Metazoa; Chordata; Aves; Psittaciformes; Psittacidae. The transcript has 7 exons. The record is from RefSeq and is a predicted model, not a curated record. The coding region runs from base 158 to 835 and encodes 225 amino acids. Gene Ontology annotation, cellular component: endoplasmic reticulum.
CGGGGCGGUGCCGCUCCGGGGGCAGGGCCGGGACAGGGCCCCGCUCCUCGCCCCCCGACCGGCUCCAUCUUGAGCGCGGCUGCCGCGGAGCUGCUCCAGACCCCACUGUGCUGGGAUGGCACUGGACGCCUGAGCCUCCCCCUGCCUGGGACCUGCCAUGGAGACAGUUGUCAUCGUGGCCAUCGGGGUGCUGGCCACCAUUUUCCUGGCAUCCUUCGUGGCGCUGGUGGUGGUGUGCCGGCAGCGGUACUGCCACCCCAAGGACCUCCGGCACCACUACGACACCAAACCCAUUGUGGACCUCAUGGGGACUUCUGAGACACCAUCAGAGCCCUCAGAGCUGGAGCUGGACGAUGUGGUCAUCACCAACCCGCACAUCGAGGCCAUCCUGGAGAAUGAGGACUGGGUCGAUGACGCCUCGGGUCUGGUGUCCCACUGCAUUGCCAUCCUGAAGAUCUGCCACACGCUGACAGAGAAGCUGGUGGCCAUGACCAUGGGCUCGGGCGCCCGCGUGAAGUCCCCCGCCAGCCUUGGGGACAUCAUUGUGGUGGCCAAACGCAUCAGCCCCAGGGUGGACGACGUGGUGAGAUCCAUGUACCCGCCGCUGGACCCCAAACUGCUGGAUGCGAGGGCCGCGGCGCUGCUGCUCUCGGUCACUCACCUGGUGCUCGUGACCCGCAGCGCCUGCCGCCAGCCCGCCGCACGCCACUGGGUCGAGCGCUCGCUGGCGGCGGCGGAGGAGCACAUGGCGGUGCUGCGGCUCGCGGCCAUGGCCGCCGAACCCGAGCGCCCGCCCGGCGCCGAGCCCCUGCGCCAGGAGCAGUCGGUCAUGUGACCCCGGCGCCGGCCGGG